GUUGUAUUAUGAGGAUUUAUUUAUUGCGGUGGUUGGGGCCAGUGUUCCUGACAUCCGAUGGGCCCCUUGUGGGGCAAGAAGAUAUUAGAUUGUAAUAUACCCUGCCCACAGGUAGGGCCCCAGCCCUCUGCCUUUGCAGGGCCCAAUUGCUCAUGCAGGUUAUUGGGGGACUCACAAGUACAGCUGUUAAUUGGGUAAAGAUGGGGAAUGUUCUAGCUGCAAGUUCUCCUGCUCCCCCUGCAGCAGGAUCCCCUCCAGCCCCAGGCUUAGUAUCUGUACCUCCUGGCUUCACAAUGCCCCCUGUGGCCGGGUUAACCCCCACUCCGGAUAAGAAUGAGACACAAGAAGACCGGUUACCAAAUCCUGGCACAUUUGAGGAGUGCCACCGCAAGUGUAAAGAAUUAUUCCCAAUCCAGAUGGAAGGUGUGAAGCUGACUGUAAACAAGGGGCUAAGUAACUAUUUUCAGGUCAAUCACACAAUCUCUCUCAGUAUGAUUGGGGAGUCUAACUAUCAUUUUGGGGCCACCUAUGUGGGAACGAAACAGUUGGGCCCAGCAGAGGCAUUCCCGGUGUUGGUUGGUGAUUUGGAUAAUAGCGGCAGUCUCAAUGCUCAAAUAAUUCAUCAGGUCACUAGUAACGUCAGGUCAAAAAUUGCAUUGCAGACCCAGCAGUCAAAGUUUGUAAACUGGCAAUUGGAUACAGAAUACCGAGGAGAAGAUUUCACAGCUGCUGUCACACUGGGAAACCCAGAUAUAUUAGUCGGGUCAGGUAUCCUGGUAGCACAUUAUCUGCAAAGUAUCACACCUAGUCUGGCAUUAGGAGGGGAAUUAGUGUAUCAUCGGCGUCCUGGGGAAGAGGGAACAGUCAUGUCUUUAGCAGGAAGAUACUCAGCUCCUAACUGGACGGCGACACUCACCCUUGGACAGGCAGGAGCACAUGCUACAUACUACCACAAAGCCAACGACCAGCUCCAGGUGGGGGUGGAGUUUGAGGCCAGCACCCGAAUGCAAGACACAAGUGUUUCGUUUGGUUAUCAGUUGGACCUUCCCAAAGCCAACCUGCUGUUUAAAGGUUCUGUAGAUAGCAACUGGAUCGUUGGUGCCACCCUAGAAAAGAAGUUGCCUCCUCUUCCACUCACUUUAGCCAUGGGAGCUUUCCUUAACCACAAGAAAAACAAAUUCCAGUGUGGCUUCGGCCUGACAAUUGGUUAACGUCACCUUCCUCGCCAGAGCUUGUGGUCUCCCCUCCACACCCUGACCUGUGGCCUCUUUGCUUACUAAUUCCUCUGCCAAUUUUCUUACUUGCCCUUCCUCCCCUACUCCUGCCAGGCUUCAUUUUAAUGUUUAUUUUAAUUUAAGGGGUAGGAAGGCAGUGAUGGAUUUGCCUGAAAAAACAAAAAAAUGAAAUAUUUAAACUAUGCCCUCGGUGUCUAGGGGAGGCCAUCAUCCUCUGUUCUCUCUGCAGUCUCUGAUUAGUGGGCAUGGUCUUUUCUCUACAACGUUUUGUCCUGUUCAUGGGGGGGCUGUCUCUUCUUGUGUCACACUUGUCUCUGUUUAUUAGGGGCUGCUUUGGGUUUAAACCUCCCACCCCUGCUCUCUCUGGUCACUGCCAGAUAGUGGGCUUUAUUUUCCUUCUUUAACUUGAAGGUCUUCCUCUUUUUCUCUUUGACCCUUACCAGUCUGUUAUCUGCUAGGUGGGACAGCUGGUCUAUCAAAUGGACUGUGCUGCCUCUCUGUCUGGUGGAUCUCUGCCAUUUGGUUAUUCUGGUUAAUCCAAGAGCAGGCCUCUCAACAGGGCCUGUAAACAAAUUACUGAUCUUAUGCUGCUGUCUGGGGAAGGGGUGGGGGGUUGUUGGGAGAGGGUAAGUCCUGCUGCUGACUGUGCCCCCUCAGUAGGAGUGUGGAUGUAAAUCAUGUUUAUAAGUUAUACAAACACAAAUCUUUUACACAAAAAUGGAAGUGAAGCCCAAAGCGAAGUCAUUGCUGGGCAUGUUCGGCACAAAUAAAGUGACUUCUGCAAAGGGAAUAUAUAUAU
Xenopus tropicalis (tropical clawed frog) is the source of this 2034-nucleotide messenger RNA. It is a transcript of the gene tomm40, whose product is annotated as translocase of outer mitochondrial membrane 40 homolog. NCBI's taxonomy places the organism in Eukaryota, Metazoa, Chordata, Amphibia, Anura, Pipidae. Gene Ontology annotation, cellular component: mitochondrial outer membrane. The transcript is spliced from 10 exons. Gene Ontology annotation, molecular function: transmembrane protein transporter activity. The record is from RefSeq and is a predicted model, not a curated record. Bases 153 to 1211 code for a protein of 352 amino acids. Gene Ontology annotation, biological process: protein import into mitochondrial matrix; transmembrane transport.